Quercus lobata is the source of this 1483-nucleotide messenger RNA. Its product is annotated as TatD related DNase. NCBI's taxonomy places the organism in Eukaryota, Viridiplantae, Streptophyta, Magnoliopsida, Fagales, Fagaceae. Gene Ontology annotation, cellular component: cytosol. Gene Ontology annotation, molecular function: 3'-5'-DNA exonuclease activity. The coding region runs from base 14 to 1078 and encodes 354 amino acids. The record is from RefSeq and is a predicted model, not a curated record. The transcript is spliced from 12 exons.
UGUUUUCAUACCCAUGAACCAAACACCCUUUAAUCUGCUGAAAUGGGAGAAAACGUCUUACGUCUGCCCGAACCCGAAGUGGUCAAUCUUCCAACUCUUUUUGAGCUCAGCAAUGGCGAAAGUGCGAAUGAUAGAUAUAGCCGUUAACUUCACAGAUGGAAUGUUCAAAGGGAUCUACAAUGGCAAGCAAUGCCACGUAUCGGAUAUAGCCUCGGUUUUAAGCAGGGCUUGGAGUGCCGGCGUCGACCGAAUCAUCGUGACUGGUGGGUCACUUGAAGAAUCAAAGGAAGCUCUUGCAAUUGCAGAAACGGAUGGGAGGCUCUUUUGUACGGUUGGUGUGCACCCAACAAGAUGCAAGGAGUUUGAAGAAAAUGGGGAUCCAGAAAAACAUUUUCAGGCUCUUUUGUCAUUGGCCAAAGAGGGGAUUGAGAAGGGGAAGGUGGUCGCAAUUGGUGAAUGUGGAUUGGACUAUGACAGGCUUCACUUCUGCCCGGCAGAGAUUCAAAAGAAGUAUUUUGAGAAGCAGUUCGAAUUGGCAUAUACUACAAAGCUGCCCAUGUUUCUUCAUAUGCGUGCAGCUGCUGAAGAUUUCUGUGAAAUUCUAGAGAAAAAUAAGUUUAGGUUUAGUGCUGGAGUCACCCACUCAUUUACCGGUAGUGCAGAAGAUCGUGACAAGCUUCUUUCAUUCAGUGAUAUGUAUAUAGGAGUAAAUGGUUGCUCUCUGAAGACAACUGAGAAUCUUGAGGUUGUGAGGGGCAUUCCUAUGGAGAGAAUGAUGAUCGAGACAGAUUCUCCAUAUUGUGAAAUCAAGAAUACUCAUGCUGGGAUUAGUUUUGUAAAAUCUGUCUGGCCCUCUAAGAAAAAAGAAAAGUAUGAUCAGGAGUGCAUUGUGAAAGGCCGCAAUGAACCCUGUUUAGUUCGGCAAGUUCUGGAGGUGGUGGCUGGUUGUAAAGGUGUCCUGGAUUUAGAUCAGUUCAGCAGGACGUUGUACCACAACACAUGCAGGGUUUUCUUUCCUCAUGACUUGGAUUCUGCGGCAGAUGCUAUCCUUGCUGGUGGUGAUGAUUCUAAUAAGUGAAGCAACUUCUUAGGUUAUUAGGAGACUAUGCUGAGAUCAUAUUUCUUCAUGACAAAGACUGGUCAGUUCCUCUACUCCUCCACUCUACUGAGAAAGCAACAAGUCUCAGACUCUCCGGUAAUAUUCUGAAUAUUGAAAAGGAAUUUCUUGGAUGGGGAUCUGUCAUGAGAGUUACACCUAAAUUUGUAUACUAUUUGCUAACUACCUUGAGUUUUGGAAUUCAGAAUACCGAAGCUUUCAAUCUUUUCAUUGUCUACCAAACUGUUAAAAAGGUUAGAUAUAUUCUGAAAUUGUAAUGGUUGCAGUGCAAAGUGCUCAUGAUCAUUGUUCUUGCGAACAAGAUAUCUGUGCUUGACCCAGGUUGUCAUAUUAUUAUCUCCACCUGUGAAUGAGUUUUGUGAUUUA